Messenger RNA from Aspergillus uvarum CBS 121591, 625 nucleotides. Its product is annotated as TMEM14 family protein. The transcript has a single exon. The annotation marks the transcript as partial. NCBI's taxonomy places the organism in Eukaryota, Fungi, Ascomycota, Eurotiomycetes, Eurotiales, Aspergillaceae. The record is from RefSeq and is a predicted model, not a curated record. Gene Ontology annotation, cellular component: membrane.
CACCUGCAUAUCUGAACACCAACACCAUCACCACACCCUACUCUUGUACAGUACAGUACUUCACGCUCUUCAUAAUCACAACACCACAACAUCAUCACAAUGGUACGUCCAACACUCCUCAUUCCCCUCCGAUCACCCACAACCCAUCCCACUCCCAGUCCCAAUUCAACCACCCAGCUAUCCAGCCAGCUAUCCAGCCAGCUAUCCAGCCAGCUAUCCAGCCAGCUACCAUCACCCCAACCUAUCCUACCCCCCACCCCCUCUUCCCAAGAAGAAUAACACCCCCUCAACCCGAAUCCACUAACAGAAUCAUGAUGGCAAAGUCAACAACAGCCCUGACCCUCGCCCUCCUCACCUCCGCCGGCGGCACGAUCGGCUACCUGCGCACGGGCUCGGUGCCCUCGAUCGCGGCGGGCCUGACCGUCGGGUUUUUGUAUUUGGUGAGCGGGCUGCGCCUGCGCGCGGCGCAGCCGUACGGCGCGGAGCUGGCGCUGCUGGCCUCGGUGAUCUUGUCCGGGAGCUCGAUCCCGCGCGCCGUCCGCACCGGCGGGAAGCCCGUGCCCACGGUGUUGAGCCUCGUGGCGAUUUAUGGGUUAUGGGUGUUCGGGGGGUUGGUUUUUGGCGG